AUGAGUGCUUCUUCGACGUCUGGUGUGUCUGUACCAGCCAAGACAAGUGGUUCUUCAGGCGCUCAGGAGAUAUUGGGUUGCGACAACAGACAGCAUAAAAGUGCGCAGAUACGACACGGCACGAUCCAAGUACAAGGAUCGACGCUUCAGGCGAUCCAGGCUUCCGAGGACCGAUGGGAGGAGUCUAACCGACUUAAUUGGAUCCGAGAGACAGCGGUGAGGACGGGCGGGUCUACAGAGAGCUUGGGAGGCUUUGGUGCAGAUCCGAGAGGCGAGAUCGGUAGUCGGUAG
Molecule: messenger RNA, 291 nt
Organism: Diaporthe amygdali
Lineage: Eukaryota; Fungi; Ascomycota; Sordariomycetes; Diaporthales; Diaporthaceae
Exons: 3
Coding region: 1-291 (96 amino acids)
Source: RefSeq, a predicted model, not a curated record